AUGAGCUCCACUACCCACGUCGGCUUCCAGAGGCGCCCCGUCUCAAGCCUCAUCUACGGGACAGCCAAGCCCCGACCUGCGUCGCGGAUAUAUCGUCCCCUCCCGCCUGGCAGCAUCCGCCUCCUAAAGGUGCUGCCCGCCGCUGCCGACGCGGACACAGUCGCCCUCCAGCUAGGAUCCAUUCAGUUGGAGGAUGCCGGUCCGUAUGAGGUCCUGUCGUACGUAUGGGGAGACGCUGCCGCGGACGAAACGAACGUGGUUCUGCUUAACGGCACGAGUCUGCGUGUGACGACGAGCCUGUUCAGCGCCCUGCGCCGGUUUCGAGAUCCUUUGGAAACGCAAACGUUUUGGAUCGAUGCUCUUUGUGUGGACUGGACGGACUUGGCGGACCGCAGCCAGCAUAUCGGCGGCCUGUUGAUGCAGGUUUACGCCAAGGCGCAGGCGGUCGUCAUGUGGUCUGGCGAAGAGGGCGAUGUGAACACGGGGAUGCUGUUCAAGACGGCCAAGGCGAGUCUGGAGUCAAGGCUAUCCAAAGCACGGCUGUGA
Trichoderma reesei QM6a is the source of this 546-nucleotide messenger RNA. RefSeq lists its product as uncharacterized. The record is from RefSeq and is a predicted model, not a curated record. NCBI's taxonomy places the organism in Eukaryota, Fungi, Ascomycota, Sordariomycetes, Hypocreales, Hypocreaceae. The transcript is spliced from 2 exons. Bases 1 to 546 code for a protein of 181 amino acids.